AUGUACCCGCCGGACGAGGAAAAAACUGCAUUCAUCACUGAUUCGGCAAAUUUCUGCUACAAAGUAAUGCCCUUCGGUUUAAAAAACGUCGGUGCCACCUAUCAGAGACUCAUGGACAAGAUCUUCCGCCACCAGAUAGGGACGUGUUUAGAGGUAUACGUGGAUGACAUGGUGAUCAAGUCUACCUCGGCCGACGAUCACUUAAGAGAUCUAAACACGAUCUUCGACGAAGUAAGGCGGCACCAAAUGCGAUUAAACCCGAUGAAGUGCACCUUCGGGGUAGCUGGUGGAAAGUUCCUGGGAUUCAUGUUGUCAAAGAGGGGAAUAGAAGCCAACCCUGACAAAUGUCAGGCGAUUAUCAACAUGCAAAGUCCUCGCAACAUCAAAGAAGUGCAGCGGCUUGCCGGACGCAUCGCCUCCUUAGCUCGUUUUCUUCCCUGCAUGGCCGAGAAGUCAAGGCCUAUAAUGUCCCUACUGAAAAAGGCUACAAAAUUUCAAUGGAGCGAGGAAUGCGAGACAGCUUUUCAGAACUUCAAAACAAUGCUCAUAACUCCACCACUAUUAAGCAAACCAGACCCUCGCUUAGACAUGAUAAUAUACAUAUCAGUGUCGGACAAAGCCAUUAGCACUGUUUUGGUACAAAAGACGACGGAACAAGUGCCGGUGUAUUUCGUCAGCCGAGUGUUGCAAGACGCCGAAACAAGAUACCAACAUCUAGAGAAGACAAUCUUAGCUCUUGUACACACCGCCAGGCGCCUCCGACACUAUUUUCAGAGCCAUUGGGUGCUCGUCCGAACGGAUAGUCCGAUAACUAAAGUCUUGCGAAAGCUGGAGUUGGCAGGACGAAUGGUUGCUUGGUCCAUUGAAUUGUCCCAGUUCGAUAUUCGCUUCGAGCCUAGAGGUCCCAUAAAGGCACAAAGCCUGGCUGACUUCUUGAAUGAGUUCACACCCGAAGUGAUCCCUGAUUCUCACCUCUGGACUUUACAUGUAGACGGAUCAUCAAACCAACAAGGCAGUGGCGCCGACAUCAUUCUAGAAGGUCCUGGUAAGGUGGUGAUUGAACAGUCACUACGAUUCGGCUUCAAGACGUCCAACAAUCAAGCCGAAUAUGAGGCCCUUCUGGCGGGCCUAAGGUUGGCACUGGACCUAGGCAUCACCAGAAUACAAUGUUGGAGCGACUCGCAGGUAAUAACAAGACAGGUCAACGACACCUUUCAAAUCAAAGAGCCAGCAUUGUUGUUAUACUUCCACGCGUUCAAUAAGCUGAAAGGAGAUUUUGAAGAUGUCCAAGUCAAGCACACGCCCCGAGAACUCAAUAGGAGAGCCGACCAGUUGGCUAAGCUAGCCAGUAGCAAGAAGGUUAGCCACUUGCGCACCAUGAUACAACAAGAAUUACCAAAGCCAAGUAUCACACAGGUCGAAUGUUUGCAAGUUCAACAAGAAACACCGAAUUGGAUGACCGGGAUAAUAGAAUACCUAGUAACCGGAUCAUUGCCCGCUGAUCCCUUGGAGGCGAAAAAGAUGAAAAUCGUGGCGGCUCGGUAUACCCUAAUCGCCGGAGAAUUGUUCAAAAGAGGGUUCUCGUCACCAUUGUUGAAAUGUUUGGCGCCAGAACAAGAACAAUAUGUAAUCCGGGAAAUCCAUGAAGGAAUAUGUGGAACCCACUCAGGAGGCCGGACUCUCGCAGCCAAAAUUGUCCGAGCAGGAUAUUAUUGGCCAACUCUGAUUACGGAUUGCUCCAAGUUUGUUCAACAAUGUAGGCCCUGUCAGCAACAUGGACCUUUGACACAUCAACCACCCAAAGCGUUACACUCCAUCGCCACCCCCUGGCCAUUUUCUAUUUGGGGCAUGGACAUUUUGGGACCUUUCCCACCAGCAAAGGGUCAAGUCAAGUUUCUUCUCGUAGCCAUUGACCACUUUACCAAAUGGAUUGAAGCAGAGGCAGUGGCUACCAUCACGGCUAAUAACGUACAGAAAUUCUUCUGGAAGAGUGUCAUUACCCGUUUCGGGAUACCAUAUGCUCUGAUUACGGAUAAUGGCUUACAAUUCACUGACCGCCAUUUCAAUGAGUUCUUGACCGGGCUAGGGAUCAAGCACAAGAUGACCUCGGUAGAGCACCCCCAGUCUAAUGGGCAAGCCGAAGCAGCAAAUAAAGUUAUUCUUAAAGAGCUGAAACGACGUCUCGGACAAGCUAAGGGGGGAUGGCCCGAGCAUCUGCCUGAAAUCUUAUGGGCUUACCGCUGUACCCCACAAAGCUCGACUAAGGAGACCCCUUUUCGGCUAACUUACGGUACAGAUGCCAUGAUUCCGGUAGAGGUUGGAGAACCUUCACUAAGGCGAACCAUAUUCAACGAGCAAACCAAUGAGGAAGCCCUAAACGUUGAACUCGAUCUGGUGGACGAAGCACGUGAUCAAGCCCUCAUUAAGAAGGAAGCCUGUCAGGCCAGAUUAACAAGGAAGCACCAAACCAAGGUCAAGCCACGCGAAUUUCAACCCAGCGACUUAGUCUGGCGAGUCACGGGAGAAGCGAGAAGGGACAAGGCUCAGGGAAAAUUGGCACCUAAUUGGGACGGCCCCUAUCGCAUAAUGCACAACUUACAGAAUGGGGCGUACAAGCUGGAAGAGCUCACAGGAAAAGCCAUUCCUCGGACAUGGAAUGCAACACACUUGAAGCAUUAUUUUAGUUAA
Molecule: messenger RNA, 2688 nt
Organism: Cajanus cajan (pigeon pea)
Lineage: Eukaryota; Viridiplantae; Streptophyta; Magnoliopsida; Fabales; Fabaceae
Product: transposon Ty3-I Gag-Pol polyprotein
Biological process (GO): DNA integration
Molecular function (GO): nucleic acid binding
Source: RefSeq, a predicted model, not a curated record